This is a messenger RNA of Staurois parvus, 308 nucleotides long. The record is from the annotation of a GenBank genome assembly. Lineage: Eukaryota; Metazoa; Chordata; Amphibia; Anura; Ranidae.
CCCAGGACCCUGCAUUAAACUUUAUUUGGUUUCCCACAGUACACACAACAUGGAAAUGCAAUUAUUUUAUUAAAUAUAAAAUUGCUAAAUACCUUUUCUCAUCAGCAGUUACAGCAGUCUUGUGACUUCUAGCAGUGUUCAGCAGAGCACUGGUUAAAGCUUGUAGGAUGAGUUUUCAAUUUGCUCUAGGAGGAUGCAGAACCCCUGACCUGUCUGGACAGUGCUCAAUGGCCCUGUGCCGAUUACAUGCACUCCCCCCCCCCCCCAAAAAAAAAAAACCUCCUCUAGCAAUACACACCAAACUGAGC